Molecule: messenger RNA, 414 nt
Organism: Penicillium alfredii
Lineage: Eukaryota; Fungi; Ascomycota; Eurotiomycetes; Eurotiales; Aspergillaceae
Product: mitochondrial 54S ribosomal protein mL43
Exons: 3
Coding region: 1-414 (137 amino acids)
Biological process (GO): mitochondrial translation
Cellular component (GO): mitochondrial large ribosomal subunit
Molecular function (GO): structural constituent of ribosome
Source: RefSeq, a predicted model, not a curated record
AUGCCGGUGCAAGCGCUCAGGACGGUUACGGCGGCCAGAAAUGGCGUCGGCGCCUUCAUCUUGCAAUGCAAACGUCUUGAUUUCCACUAUUGUGACUGGGCUGGCAGUUCGCGGGGCAUGAACGAAUUCCUGCGCCAGAACCUUCCGGCGUUCGCCCGUGAACACCCCCAGAUUGAGAUCCGAGUUGCCCCCCGGCCGCGCAAGCACCCCAUCAUCCGAGGCCACUUCGUGAAUGGCAAGGAUAAGACUAUCUGUGUCCGCAACCUCGAACCCUCCGACAUCCUCAAACAAACACUUCUCCUCAAGGACGCCAGUGGGGAGAAGCUGAAGCGGACGAAGAAGCCUGUCACGAGUACCAACGACAGUGUGCGAGGCAUCUGGUCACCAUACCAUGGUGACCUGCGCGGUGUAUAA